Molecule: messenger RNA, 811 nt
Organism: Cuscuta epithymum
Lineage: Eukaryota; Viridiplantae; Streptophyta; Magnoliopsida; Solanales; Convolvulaceae
Source: the annotation of a GenBank genome assembly
UCCAAUGGGUGAUUGCCAUAUCAGCAAGUGAAAAUCUUGAUGUAUCCAUCAAACUCUCAAACUAAAAUAUCACAAACAAAACAUUUCCACAAAAAAGCCCCAAAACACAUAUUGCCAGAAAACUUUGAUUUCGUUAGUCGAAUCAAUUCCAGGGCCAGAGCUUUCAAGAACGGAACAUGGCAGCCACCAUGAGGACUUCUUCUCUUCCACAGUACAAUGGCCUCAGAGCAAUUGCUUCUCCAGCUUUCCCAAUGGCUGCCAGACAACCAAUGAAGCGCAAGGGACAAGGAGCAUUGGGAGUUCGUUGCGAAUUCAUCGGCUCGCCCACUAAUUUGAUAAUGGUUACAUCGACAAGCCUAAUGCUAUUUGCUGGGAGAUUUGGGUUGGCUCCGUCAGCAAACCGCAGGGCUACUGCCGGUUUGAAGCUGGAGAGAUGGGACUCCGGGCUCCAAACCGGGGACCCAGCCGGGUUCACCCUUGCUGAUACCUUGGCAUGUGGCUCUCUUGGUCACAUCAUUGGGGUUGGCGUUGUGCUUGGCCUCAAGAACAUAGGGGCCAUAUGAGAUAUAAAUUUCCCACCUCCAUCUGUUCUGUAUAUUUUUAACUGUUAAUCAUGGAAGGAUCAUUAUGUAUCUCUUAACUAUGUGUAUGUAUUUCAGUUUAUUGCUAUUCACAUUUUCUCACCAUUCAUCUCACUCGUUAACAAUACGAGGUAUGGAUCAUGUCUUUAGUUUUUGCACAAAAUCAGCACCGCUACAACAUGCAUCUCAUAUUUUCAUUUACACAAUUACACAUUGGAUGAACAUUAAAG